Messenger RNA from Coregonus clupeaformis (lake whitefish), 3701 nucleotides. RefSeq names its product exocyst complex component 2 (gene exoc2). Gene Ontology annotation, biological process: Golgi to plasma membrane transport; exocytosis. The record is from RefSeq and is a predicted model, not a curated record. The transcript has 29 exons. Gene Ontology annotation, cellular component: exocyst. Bases 122 to 2923 code for a protein of 933 amino acids. NCBI's taxonomy places the organism in Eukaryota, Metazoa, Chordata, Actinopteri, Salmoniformes, Salmonidae.
UGCAGGAAGUGGCAACCUGGAAGUUGAUUUCGGAAAAGGUUAGCUGGAGUUUUUCUUUCAACUGCUCUGAAUUGUUGCUGACUGACUUUCUCCGUGUUCCUGCACACACGUGACCACCACCAUGUCUCGUGCCCACCAGCCCCCCCUGGUGACGGGCAUCUCACCCAACGAGGGCACCUCAUGGACCAAGGUCACCAUCCGAGGAGAGAACCUGGGCACUGGCCCCGCAGACCUAGUUGGUCUCUCCAUCUGUGGUCACAACUGCCUGCUGACGGCUGAGUGGAUGUCAGCCAGUAAAAUAGUGUGUCAUGUGGGCCCGGCCAAAGACGAUAAGGGAGAGAUCAUCGUCAGCACCAAGUCAGGAGGACACGGCACCUCCACCGUCUCCUUCAAACUGCUCAAGGCUGAGAAGAUCGGUAUCCUGGACCAGUCUGCUGUGUGGGUGGAUGAGAUGAACUAUUACGACAUGAGAACCGACCGCAACAAAGGCAUCUCUCCCCUCUCCCUACGACCCAGCAAUCCAUUGGGCAUCGACGUAGACAAGGGUAAGGUCCCUCUGAAAGAUCUGGAGGCCAUGUUCCCAGGGGUGAGUGGGGAUUUCACCAGCGAGAACUUCUCAGCCACCUGGUACCUCAUCGAGAACCACUCUGUCACCAGUUUUGACCAGUUGCGUAUGGCAGCCAGUAACCUGAAGAAGCAGGCCACUAAGAAAAAUGAGGGCAGUCUGGCCUACGUGAAGGGAGGCCUCAGCACCUUCUUUGAGGCACAGGAUGCCCUCGCAGGGUUGACAGAACUUGGCUCUCAUGAUGCAGCGAUCCACCAGAGGUUGGAGUCUGAUGGGACAGAGAAGGUGGAGGGCUCCAUGACACAGCGCCUGGAGAACGUCCUCAACAGAGCCAGUGAUACAGCAGACACUCUGUUCCAGGAGGUGUUGGGGAGGAAGGAUAAAGCUGACUCAACACGUAACGCCCUCAACGUCCUGCAGCGCUUCAAGUUCCUCUUCAACCUGCCGUUCAACAUAGAGCGCAACAUACACAAGGGAGAUUAUGAUGUGGUGAUCAACGACUAUGAGAAAGCCAAGUCUCUGUUUGGGAACACUGAGGUCCCAGUCUUUAAAAAAGUGUAUGCCGAGGUGGAGACUAGGAUCGGGGCUCUGAGGAGUCUGCUACUGGACAAACUACUGGAGACACCAUCAACCUUGCAUGACCAGAAGAGAUACAUCAGGUAUCUGUCUGACCUGCAUGCACCAGGGGACCCUGCCUGGCAGUGUAUCUACGCCCAGCACAAGUGGAUCCUCGGACUGAUGCAGAACUGCAAGGAGGAGUUUAUCAAUGACCAGAGAGUGGGGUUGGGGGCCAUAACCCUGGAUCUAGAGGGGGACCCUCGCCCGUCGGCCCUCAGUAGGAUCAGGGACACAGCUUCUCUGAAGAGGGGGGGCAGUCUGCAUACCCCCCACCCCAGCACCUGGCGUUAUGAGACGCCCCAGCAGGUGCAGUUUGUGGAGAAGCUGUCGGACGUGGUGAUUGGCCAGCUGCCCAACUUCUGGAAGCUCUGGAUCUCUUAUGUCAAUGGUAGCCUCUUCAGCGAGACUGGUGAGAAAUCUGGCCAGGUGGAGAAAUCAAAGAAGAAUGCCAGACAGAGACAGAAUGACUUUAAGAAAAUGAUUGAGGAGGUGACCCAUCGCUUGGUGAAGCUGGUGAGAGGUGCUCUCCUCCCCUCUACUCUGACAGAGCUGGAACUGAGGCUAUAUGGGGGCUGGGAGAGUAAGACUGAACUCACUGGACCCUGGCUCACACAGGUCAUACACACUGUCAGAAUCAUUUUUGAAGCUCUGGUUGCUCUGGAGAUCCCUAAUGAUCUGCUGCAGGUGAUCCAGGAUCUACUGUUGGAGCUGAGACACCACUGUCUACUGGUCACCCUGCACCACACCGCAGAGGAUAUCAAAAGGCUUGCAGAGAAGGAGGACUGGGUCGUAGACAAUGAAGGAAUCACCAGCCUGCCAGCCCAGUUUGAGCAGUGCAUGGUACAGAUGCUGCAGUCACUCAAAGAACCCAUGGAGACCAAACCUGGGGAGGUCAAUAUCCUCCAGUUGGAUCAGGCCCAAGACCAGGUCUCAGAGCUCUGUGUGGACAUCAUGAGGGUGUUCGUCAACUGCCUGGAGCAGCUGAGCGCUAAAACAAAUGGAGACAUCGACACUUCACAUAUAUCCUUGGACCUGGCCUCUCCAGACCUGUUCAGUGGCAUUCAGGAGGACUUCUGUGCAACACCGGAGCAGCGUCUGCUGAUCAUCCUAAGUAACUGUCAGUACCUGGAGAAACACACCUUCUUUAACAUGGCUGAACACUUUGAGAAACACGGCUUCACCGGGACUGACAAGAUCACACAGGUGAGUGUGCACGCAGUGAAGGAGCUGGAUGAGAGUCUGUUUGAUGCGUACAUCGAGAGGAAGUCAGAUCCCAUCGUAGGAUCCCUAGAACCAGGCAUCUACGCUGGAUACUUCGACUGGAGGGACUGCAGUACACCUACAGGUGUGAGGAACUACCUGAAGGAAGCCUUGGUCAACAUCAUCACUGUUCAUGCUGAGGUCUUCACAGUGUCAAGGGAGCUAGUUCCCAGGGUUCUGACUAGAAUCGUUGAUGGUGUGGCAGAGGAGAUGACCCGUCUCAUGCAGUGUGUGUCCUACUUCAGCAUGAACGGAGCCAUACAGGCCCGUUUGGAGAUCAGUGCUCUGAGAGAUGCUGUAGCCUCCUACCUGUCAUCUGAGAGCCACGCCAGCUUCAAGCAGGCUCUGGAGGCCCUCCCCCAGUUACACAGUGGAGCAGACCAAAAGUUACUUGAGGAGUUGCUAAAUAAGUUUAAGAGCAGUAUGCACCUCCAGCUCACCUGUUUCCAGCCCUCUAAUGUCCAGCCUGUCAAGAGAUGAGCCAAACGUCUGUACAUCUCUUCAACAUUAAUAAAAUGUCAUUAUAGUAUCUCUAUAAAAUAAUUUGCAAUGCCUAUUUACUUGUCUCGAUAAGCUUUCACAGCCUUUUCAAUUGUUAUAAGAUCUAUAGUAGACUGGAAAUGAGCCUUUUCUCACAAUAAUCACAUUUUUUAUCUUAGAUAUGUAUGCUAAUUUGCUGAGGGGCAAUUCCACGGUAACGGAAUUACGCUUUAACUCAGUUAUUUCACCUUAAAAUGUAUGGCAAAAAAAAAAAAGAUUUCAAAAGUUUAACAAACCCUACUACUCUAUGCACAGGGACUACUUUUAACAAUUUCCACUGAAAAAAAAUAUUAAUUUAGUGGAAGAACUGUGCAUAUGCAAACUUUGGUAACGGUAAAAUCUCCCUCAGGUUUUUAUGCAACGUUUUCCAAAAAGGUUUUCCAAAAACUCUUAAAUAUCUGCUCCUAAUUAAGAUUCAAAGAUGUCUGUGUCAGCUAUGACAUGACAUCUUGAGUUUGAUAAAAUCUAAUUUGGUUAUUGAAAUACAGUAAGUGAAGUGGAUUUAGACCUGGUAACAGAAUUAAAGUAAUGAAUGAAAUUACGUUGUGGGUCUCUGAUCUGUACUAUACAGAAAUGUAUUCACCUCUUGUUUCACAAGUUUGGACAUCACAGCACAGUUAAGUACAGUAAAGCACAAUAAAGCAGAGUAGAGUAUAGUUAAGUGCAGUACAGUAGAGUUCAGUACAGUGCAGUACAGUACAGUAGAGUAGAGUACAGU